UUGUAUGCGAUCAUUGCAUUUUCCCUGGGAUCAGGGGGGUUGAUUCCAGCUGGAGAAGGUGGUCUCUGGCCCUUGUGGUGUUUUCUCAUUUGGGAGAGCAGUCUUCUGGCCUAACUCCUGCUGGAGUCUCCCCCUCUUACGUGGUGACAUGCCUGAAAGAUCAGGGAAGGAGAGAAUCGGUAACUUUUUGUUGUCUGAAGCUGGGCCCUAAGCAGGUGCUGCUUAGGUCGAAGGCUCUUCCUUCUCUCAGGGACCCCGAUCUGUUGCUUUGCUUUGCAGAUCUGGAGGCCUUCCAUUCUGUCUACCGAGCCUCUGUUAUCAACCGUGCGAGCUGCCAGCCCCAGCUGACCCUGGAGGAACUUUUGCCUGCCUCCACCCCUCCCCAGGCCCUGGACCUUCUGAAACAGCUCUUGGUGUUUAACCCUGAGAAGCGGAUAACGGCAGAGGAGGCGCUGGAGCAUCCCUAUGUGCAAAGGUUCCACUGUGCUGCCAAAGAACCUGCUCUAGACUACAAUGUGACCCUUCCUCUUGCUGAUGAUGUGCAGCUCUCGGUGGCUGAGUAUCGCAAUCGAGUUUAUGAGCUGAUCUUGGAAUGGAAGGCCAGCAACCAAGCUCAGAAGCAGCACCUUCAAAGAGAGCAGUCUGGUUCCACAGAUGCCAGUUCCCCUCUCAAAGCCCACUGUCUGAUGCAGGGAGAGACACAGCCUCUUCCAUCGCGUGGGUCUCCUCCGCUUUGGGGAGUUGUGGCGGCUUCCCAGCGAAGAGUGAAUGAGGCAAGAAAUGCUUGCCCAAAGCCAAAGUUCAGCUCCACAGUCUGCAGUCCUACGGUUAAUGCAGCUGCCCAAAGUAAGUGCAUUCUCCUAUCAAAGGUGUUAAAGGUAUAGUGAAAUAUGGCAA
Messenger RNA from Python bivittatus (Burmese python), 897 nucleotides. NCBI's taxonomy places the organism in Eukaryota, Metazoa, Chordata, Lepidosauria, Squamata, Pythonidae. The record is from RefSeq and is a predicted model, not a curated record.